AGAAGCUCACAGAGAGGCGGAGGCGUUUUCAGUUCCAGAGAUUUCCAACCUCUCUUUCCGUUGUUUCGUAGCAGCCAUGGCGACCACAACUGCCGCUCCUCCGCGUCAGCUCUCCGAUAAGGAGGCCGACAUCCAGAUGAUGUUGGCCGCCGAAGUCCACCUCGGCACCAAAAACUGCGAUUUUCAGAUGGAGCGUUACGUCUUCAAGCGCCGCAACGAUGGGAUUUAUAUUAUCAAUCUUGGUAAGACAUGGGAGAAACUCCAGCUAGCUGCUAGGGUUAUUGUGGCUAUUGAGAAUCCCAAGGACAUUAUCGUCCAGUCUGCUAGGCCAUAUGGGCAGAGGGCUGUCCUCAAGUUUGCUCAGCACACUGGGGUUAAUGCCAUUGCUGGAAGGCACACUCCCGGUACCUUCACUAACCAGCUUCAGACUUCCUUCAACGAGCCCCGUCUCCUCAUCUUGACUGACCCAAGAACCGACCACCAGCCGAUUAAGGAAGCUGCUCUUGGGAACAUUCCCACCAUUGCUUUCUGCGAUACUGAUUCGCCCAUGCGGUAUGUUGACAUUGGCAUUCCGGCCAACAACAAGGGGAAGCACAGCAUUGGAUGUCUGUUCUGGUUGCUGGCAAGGAUGGUUUUGCAAAUGCGCGGUUCUCUGAGGCCAGGACAUAAGUGGGAUGUCAUGGUGGAUUUGUUCUUCUAUAGAGAACCUGAGGAGGCCAAAGAACAAGAGGAGGAAGAAGCGGUGCAAGCUCCAGAGUACCUUGAAUAUUCUGGUGGUCUUGGUGGCGAUCAGUGGCCAACCCAAGGUGCUGAGGCUUCUUGGUCUGCUGAUGCGGCCCCUGCUAUCCCAGCAAUUCCUGCUGCGGGCUGGACUGGUGAACCAGGUGCGACACAAGAAGGUUGGGAUGCUGCUCCAGCACCAGUGGUUCCUGCUCCUAUCGUUGAGGGUGGUGCUCCCGUAGUGGCCAGUGGUUGGGAUAUGUAAUGGGAGAAGGUUACUGUCUGAGGCUUAAAUAAUUUAAUGUUUCUUUCAGUCUUAAUCUUACACAAUAGUUUAUACAGUAAUUCCUUUAUGUAUGGGGAUAUUUAUUUCUGUUUUAGAUGUUUGUUUAAUUGAAAACCUGAGGCUGCAAUUGUGAAAUUAUCUGUUUGAUUUACAAAUUUUGUUGAAUUGUGAAAUGAUUCAACCAAAGCAUCUGCAGAACCAAAUGGAUAAUCCCAUCCCCGGAUGGCAAACAAUGGAAUAUCUGGA
This is a messenger RNA of Fragaria vesca subsp. vesca, 1252 nucleotides long. RefSeq names its product 40S ribosomal protein Sa-2-like. Gene Ontology annotation, cellular component: 90S preribosome; ribosome; cytosolic small ribosomal subunit. Gene Ontology annotation, biological process: cytoplasmic translation; ribosomal small subunit assembly. Bases 77 to 985 code for a protein of 302 amino acids. The transcript has 5 exons. The record is from RefSeq and is a predicted model, not a curated record. Gene Ontology annotation, molecular function: structural constituent of ribosome. NCBI's taxonomy places the organism in Eukaryota, Viridiplantae, Streptophyta, Magnoliopsida, Rosales, Rosaceae.